This is a messenger RNA of Didymodactylos carnosus, 1155 nucleotides long. The record is from the annotation of a GenBank genome assembly. Lineage: Eukaryota; Metazoa; Rotifera; Eurotatoria; Philodinida; Philodinidae.
AUGCCAUCGUCCGAACUUCUAAAUAAUCAAACAGUCACAACAAAUGCCGGUGAUAUUCAGGCUGUUUGGAUAACAUUAGCAUCAUUCUAUAAGAUCAUUUAUCGUGGUUAUUUUUCAUUUCUCAUUGUCUUUGGUACAUCGUUUAAUAUUCUGACAGCUAUUAUAUUAUUACGUGAAAAAUUACGACGUUUUUCAACAUGUCGAUAUAUGGCCGUUUGUUCAUUAUUAAAUGCUGGUGUUUUACUAACAAAUACAUUAUAUAUGACGUUGGUAAUGGGAUGGCAAAUUAAUUUACGUAGUUCAGUGUUAUGGUGUCGGAUUCACGUUUUCGUAUCACAAUGGUUUCGUGGCUUUGCCUCAUGGAUACUUGUUAUCGUUGCCAUUGAUAGAUAUCAAGGUUCGAGAAAUUUAAGACCAAGAACACAAUCAAAAAAUAAUAUUGUCACAAUCACGUGUGUCAUUGCUGGUGUAGCAUUAGUUUUUCCAAAUAUUCAUUAUUUGUUACUAAUUGGUGGUGUUGUAACGUUAAAAGCAGGUGAUUUAUCAUAUGAACAUUACGCAUGUUCAUUUCAUAAAAAUUCCACCAAUCCCAUUCAUAGAUGGUUAGCAUUAUCAAAUACUUGGUUGGAAUUAAUCACAAUCAUAUUUAUCCCGAGUAUUUUAACAUUAAUAUUCAAUAUAUUUAUUAUUAAAAAUUCGUUUAUAAAGCCCUUAAAUAAUGAAAAAUUAAAAUCUCGUUCAAAAUCACGUACACGCCGCGUUACCACCAUGCUAUUAGCAUCUAAUAUCGGUUUUUUAGCACUUGUCUCACCAGCACAAAUAUUUUACGCAUUAACGUUCGAUCCUCAUUCAAUUAAAUCCCAAGACAAAUAUUUUUUUUCCUAUAUGAUCAAAGCCCAAAUAUAUCAAUGUUUAAUAAACACUUAUUAUGCUAUGAAUUUCGUUUUCUGUUUUGCAUCAUCAUCUUUUUUUCGACGUGAAAUACAAAAAUUUAUUAACAGUUCAGAUUUAAGACGAAAAUCAGAAACAUCAAGUGCAAAUAAUAUUAUUACCAAUAAAAAAUUUUAUAAUAAUGAUAAAGUUAUGGAAACAACAACGAUGUUAGGUGAAAAUAAAUCAUGUAUGGUUGACGAUACGACUGUAGUCACUGAUUAA